GGUGAAGACGUGCAGAAGACAACUUUAAAACAACCAUGCCAUUCAACUUGAGGGGCUUAGUGCCCGGCUGCACUGCCAAAAAGAACGAGAAUGGCGAGGCCGGUCAGAAGCCCGGACGCUCGGCCAGCACAUGUGGGGGCGACCCUUACGGCGACGGGUCCGAGGUUAGGGUCCGGUUAUCGUCCGAAGCAUCCGGCCAGCACAACAGCCGGAGGUGUAGCCGGCACUCCACGCUAGAUCACGACGAUGGGUACGGAUGUGCCGGAACAAUCGUUGUCACGUUACUGAUCCUGAGUCCCCCAUUAGUCCUGGUCGGUGUCAUUCUCCUGACGACCGGCGCCAUUAUCAGCAGUGCUCAUUUAUUCGGUUCCGGGAUGGCCGUCAUCGUGGCCGGAGUAGUCCUUGGUGCACUGUCCGCCUUUGCAUUUGUGCGUUUGCGAUCCAAGACCACGGUGAGCUAUGCGUCGUCAGCGGGUCGGACGGCCUCGCUGCGAGGGAACUCUCUCGGUGGUGAACACCGGCAGCUGACCCCGCGGUCGGCAUCCAUUAUAGAAGCGACUGAUCACCGGACAGUUGAAAUAACAUUCUGCACUUCGGACCAUGAGACAACGCGAGAUUUAUGAGGGAGACGAGUAUUAGAAAAACAACCUUGGUCCCAUUAUUAACCAAUCCACAACUACCUAUUUUGUAGACGGAUGUUUGGAUAAACUCCUAGGAAGGAGGAAGCAUGGGCUCGGCAUCUGCAUCUACUGUUUGGAGAGACACACCUUGUGUAUUUGCAAUGUCGUCUUCACCUCCGAUACACAUGGUGUUUUUAUUGCAAUUUCGAGCAGAUUUCGAAAUGGAAUGUAUUGAUUUUAGGAGGUUUAUUUUGAAGCAAUAUUGCUGCUACAGUGACUGCUCGGUUCGGGGUCUUUCAGACCUUUUAUUGGAGUAUGAUUUGGGAAAGCAUUGAACCCGUACGACAGGCUGCAGAUUCCCGGGAGUAUAGACAAACGGAAUGUAUUGUUAGAACAGCAGUGAAAACGCUUUUAAAAGUUCGUGAACACCGGAUAGCCUGAACAUCUGACGUCACACUUCGAGGCUCGUAUAAGGACAGAGGGG
Molecule: messenger RNA, 1104 nt
Organism: Asterias rubens (European starfish)
Lineage: Eukaryota; Metazoa; Echinodermata; Asteroidea; Forcipulatida; Asteriidae
Exons: 1
Coding region: 36-623 (195 amino acids)
Source: RefSeq, a predicted model, not a curated record